AUGUCAUCGUGUGGCAACGCUGCGGGCGCGCCGGGAAUGAGGCGACAACAGGAUUCCGGACAACUCCAGCCGACCGCAAAGCGAAGAGCCGGGAUCCAAGUCACUGAGAGUUCCGUUGGAACCAGCAGCGUCGGCAGGUAUGAAUCAGGGAGUAGCAAGCCAGAGGGCAAAAAGAUACGCAAGGUUGCUAGCCUGAGAAAACUUGGCUCGAGCAAGAGUAGCGGUGACCUGUCUGCUCGAUUCAAGUCGGACGUUUUCACCAGGUCUGCUAUGCCCGUUGUCCCGGAUUUGUCUUCUUACCAAGCAUUCAACCUUCCGCGUCAGCAUUGUCGACUUCAAACUCGAGCUCGCUGGCAACAACUUGUCGCCCCGACUCUCGAACGAUGCAUCACGGCUGUUGCCGAAAGGGACCAUAUAUGCAACAUAGCAUCUUUGGAGCGGUCAAGGAUGUCCAUAUCUGAGCCUUUCGCGCUACCUCAGAUCCGAUACUCCUGCACUUUAUCCAGGUUCAAGCACCCUCUCGAUCCCGUGCCGAACCAGAUCCCGAUCCCGGACUUGUCUCUCGAUUCAGACGGGAGAGAGUCUAGAGUCCAGUUAGCGAAACAGGCCAACGGGAAUAUCGAUACAAUCAGCGGAAUACUGUUGAGGAUGUGGGCUCCCGGUACGAUCGCCUAUACAAAGAUAGGAUCGCAAUGGGGUAUGCGGGAGACUCACCAAUUUCCGGAUAUCGCUUCCGCGAAUCACGAUCUCGCCAUGCGUUCGAAUGGAAAAAAGGCCAUCGUUACCAUCUUCUGCCCUUCAGCGGCAAUCACCUCAUCCACCGCCUAUCUCGUCUUUGCGACGCCUGGUUUGACUAUGAAGAAAGGAAUCGAUGAAGCUGUCGAACGGUUGUUGAGGAUAAAGCCUGCAUUGGACCAACAAUUCGAGGACAGGCGAUGGGCGGAAGACUCGAUUGCCGGCGAAACAAUCGAUCCCAAGCUGGACCCUCAGGCUUGGCCUACUUUUGGCUUCGAUCUCCUCUCACCAGAAGUUUGCGGAAUGCUGGAGAUGGCAGACGAUUCAAUUCGGACUGGCGUAAUUCAUCGUGCCAGCGCUGAAGACAUGCGUCAAGUUUCAUCGAUGGCCGCAACGAUAUUCAGGCGGAACGCUGCUCUCAUGGCCGCAUCUUCUCCGGAUAUGGCGUGGCGCGUACUGCCUGAAGGGCUGCCCUUUCUGACGGCCGAAGAGGCCUAUCCCGAGGCUGAAGACCAACAGCAAGACAUGCUGACCAUAUGCGCCAUGACUUCGUCGAUCGGCGUCACAUUCACGUACACUGUCGAUGUUCAUGACAAGGUGCAUACCACCGUUCACGCGUCCAACCAAAUCCUUCGUUGCAUCGUUCGCGCUAGGUCCUGUACUGGGGAUUGA
This is a messenger RNA of Filobasidium floriforme, 1407 nucleotides long. RefSeq lists its product as uncharacterized. The transcript is spliced from 5 exons. Bases 1 to 1407 code for a protein of 468 amino acids. The record is from RefSeq and is a predicted model, not a curated record. NCBI's taxonomy places the organism in Eukaryota, Fungi, Basidiomycota, Tremellomycetes, Filobasidiales, Filobasidiaceae.